UAAUGGGUAUAUAUAAUUAAUUGAUAAGUCCAAAAAUUGAUGUAGCAGCUAAGGAUUCUAGCUUUAAAUGAUUCUUGUCUCUUUUUUUUUUCUCCAGAAGUGACAGUCAGCAGAAAUCAAAAUCAUGAACAAUUAUCCUGGGAUAUGCUUAGUGUUCUGUUUUGCAAUAUUUGGAUUGGGUAAGCCAUCAUUUUUUUUGUCUUCACGCUCUGCCAUUGAAGUUGGUUCUUUGAUACUGUUGAGUCUCACCUAGCUCUCAAGAACUGAAGGCCAUACAGCCAUAGGGUUUGCAUUUACAAUGCUCUGUCUAACUGUUAAUAAUCACUGCAUGCAAUACGGUUAUGCAAUAUGGAAACCUCAAACUGUACUUUUAUAUCACCCUCAAAUAAUUGUACAAAUACAAAAUAUGCAUUUACUGUGUGCCGUUUUAACAGAUUCCCACAGAGGUGUUUUGCAUUGCACUUCCUGAGCUAAUGGAAACUCAGGAGGAAACAAAAGCUUGAAGCUGUGUUAGACAAAAAACAUCAGUUGAAAUUUGUGGUAAAACAGUAUGUUUUGUAUUUGUAAAGUUAUUUUUGGAUGAUAAUCAAGUUGUGUUCAAGUUUUCCAAAACUAUAACGCAAUCUAGGUGGAGCAUUUCACAUUUGACCAAAUCACAUCAGCUAAUCAAAAGGGAUGUGGAAUGACUCGAGUCAGGAGAACGGCUAAGUGUCUCACCUUGUUUUCUCAGGCUCUGCCAUCCGCUGUGUCAAAUGCCAGGAUUACACAGGGAGCUGCACAAAAACACAGGACUGCAGUUAUGAGGAUGCCUGCCUGACACUGACUGAGAGAGGUGCAGUAAAAUGUGUAAUCUGAAACAAAUUAUGAAAGUACUCCAUGUUUCUGCAUUAUCCUAUGUUCUUUGGCACAGGGGGACAGACAUAUCGGCAGUGCAUCAAGUACUCUGACUGCGACUUCAAUCGACUGGCCCAGACGUUCCCAGCUGUACCAAACUUCAACUUCAAGUGCUGCACCAGUGACCUAUGCAAUGGAGCCACAUCCAUUGGCACUGGCAAGCCCUUGCUGGGCCUUCUGGCCUCAUUGGCAGUGAUGUGGUGGUGUAUGCACUAACCUCUCCCCACACUUACGCCUUAGAAGCUCUAAUGCUGCCUUUCUACUCAACAUAAGCCGCUGAUGGAAUGGCAAGCAGGAAGAUAUGGGCCAAUGGCUCAUGCUGAAAAUAUGCCCUAUUAGUAUUUGCCUGACUUACUGUUGAUCAUUUGUAAUGUAUAAUAUUUAAUUUGACUCUUUGCACUUAAUUUAUUUUUUAAAGCUUUCUAUGAUAACCUAUUUGUUGAUUACCAAUGCUUUGUGCUUCAGCCCAAGGGCUGAAAAUAGGAAACGUGCUCAUGAGUUUGGAAAAGGUAUAUCAUUCAAACAAUCCGCUUUUGAGGCUUGUAAAAUGGACUUUGGCACUUAACAAUUUCCAUCUAAGGCGGUUUGCUCCAUUAGGUUGUCUAUAGUUUGCUGACCAAAGUUACUGUAAUGUGCUUAAAUGUAAGGGAUAAUUUGAGAAAUGUUUGAGUUGUUGUAUGUCUGUGAUUGAGUGAAUUGAAAAUGCAAAUUCUGUAAAAUUCAUGAUGUGGAAUUUGGAACUAAAGGUCAUUUUGGGUGAUACAUUUGUUCACACGCAAUGCCUUCACUGCUCUUGUAAUGCGUAGCGGCAUACCCUGUUAGAGAACAUAACUUUGCCUGUUUUAUAGGAGUCUAUUAAACCAACCUGUCUUUUUUUAAAGGGCACUGUAUAGACCUUUUUGGAUUAAAUAUUUCACAUGGAUGGUGUUAUCUUUUUUUCAUUUUAAUCUCUGGCCAAUAAAUAAGAUAUUGCCAAAAAAGCCAUA
Messenger RNA from Coregonus sp. 'balchen', 1880 nucleotides. Lineage: Eukaryota; Metazoa; Chordata; Actinopteri; Salmoniformes; Salmonidae. The record is from the annotation of a GenBank genome assembly.